AACGCGUGUCGCGUCAAAUCUGAGAACGCGCAGAGCCGGCUAGAAGCGCGUGGCCGUAGCCGUUACGAAUGAGCGCUUGUUUCAGAUGUGUCGGAUGUCUUGUGACAGCCGCUGAAAUAAGUCCGCGCAAGCCGCGGCUGUUCUGUCCGCUUUUAUUAUUAGCUAUUGGUAUUAGCUGAUUUGUAUCACACGGAACGUUCCGGAGAACUUGUCUUCGUGCCGCUUUGGUGAGAGAUGGCCACGGACCGCGAUGAGGUGGAAACAAUAUUGAGCUCCAUCCUCGCAAGUGAGAAGGACGGUCUCACCUUGCGACGCCUUGAUGAUGAGUACCGGGCAACUGUGGGAACGUGUAUACCAUUCGAGGAGUUUGGGCAUGAUACCUUGGCUGAGUUUCUGGAAAGUAUGCCCGAGGUGGUGUCCCUACAGAGGGGCUUCAACAAAGACAUUAUUGCACAUGCGGCUUACAAUGCUGUGACGGCCCAUGUGACAAAAAUGGUUGCAGAGCAGAAGUCAGGCCCCGUGAGAGUACAUAAGCAGCAUGUACAAAGACCCUGCCACAGGAAUGUUCACCCUUACCGCAAGCAGCUGUGGGCAUCUAAAAAUUCAAGUGCCAGGGACACCUACAACUUUCAGCCACUGAUGGAGCUUCCUGGCAAUGUCGAGCAGUUUCGCAGUUCACAAUAUUCAAACAGACCUGGAGCCAAUCGGAAACGCCGAAGCAUGAAAUUUCCCAUGGCUGGAAACUUCGUGUACGGCAAUGGCCGUGGUAGCAGCAGCAGUAGUGAAAGGAACGUCGCUGCUGAUGACCUGCAGACGCAGCGAACAAAAGGUUGGUGCACAGCCAACAUGAUGGCAUGGAUGUCCUUCCUGAAAGCAGCUGGCAUAGUCCGCAAGAUGGCAGUUGCGUACUCCAGGCUGCUGAUGUUGCAUGGUGUGAACCCAAGCAGCAUGUGGCUCUGCACAGGCCAGGACAUAUUUCAGAUGGGCAUCAGUAAUUUCCGUGACAUCCACCUGAUCCAAGAGCAUGCUCAUCAGCUCCAUGCCUUGCACCGAUCUUCAGUAAUAGCUUUGUGGGUGCCAUGUGUGAUGGCUGCGGGCACUAAGCGCUGUCAACCAUGGCGUCCAAGAUUUAUGCAACGUGCUAAACACUACACGCAAGUCUUUGACGUUGACAAUUGGCUGGAAGGAGCAGGAUACCCUGGCACAUUCAAUGAAGGCUCUGCAGGGCAAGAUGGAUCAUUGGUGCACGUCCCCCUGCGCCGCAACAGGAGAUCGGACCGUGCCAAGGGCCACUAUAAUUAUUCAGUGACCUUGGAGAACGAAUGCUGGUUAGAAGAUGACCGGCUGCACUUGUCUCCACCGCUUAGGCGCACCCGGAUGCUCAAACUGAAGCAUGGCUUUGUUCCCACUGCUCUGAACUUCCAGUCUGUUGUUAGCGAGUCUUCUAUCAAGCGGAGGCUUGGCUGGCGUCACUGAGGAUAGCUCUCUCAUCUCAUGCCACUUGUGUAGCAGUGAUGUUCCAUUUAGUGCUCCAUGUCGUGCUGCAUGUCGUACUCCAUGUUGUGCUCCUGUGCAACAUUUUAACUGCAGUGUGUUUGAGCUGUACAGUGCCAGGCUAGAUCGCACACACAAAGCUGGCACAUGCUUUGCUUUGAAAUCUGUGGAGACUGUGAAUUCCUGUUCCCAAUUAAAGGUGGACAAUCGUAGCUUGUGCUUGUGUUUUAUCUUCGGCAGUUGCUUGUAACUGUGCUGUGCAUUCUCAAGUUGUACUUAAACAUCUGUAGAUUACAUGUUGCAUGUUUUGUGUCGCUUCUGUGUUUUACAUCCAUCUCUGAUUUUUCAUUGAAUGCUGCACUGUUCACAGUACAAAUGUUGAUGUAAGCAUCAGCAAACUUAAUGCUGACCAAAGUGCAAUCACCAAAGUGCAAAUGGAGUGAAGACAUGCUGAACUGUAAACAAAGUAUUUGUGUGCCACCCGCAGUUAUUGUAAAUAUCUCCUCUCUGGUAAUGCUGAAAUGUCUGGUUUUAUCCCCCCCCCCCCCCCCAGACCCAGCAAUGGUCGUUGUUUUACCAUACUUUGAAGACUGAAAUUGCUGGGAGCUGCUUUAUUAAUGUCACUCUUAUAAAACCUAGCGAUCACCCUUCAACAGGUCUGAGAGGGUGAAGUUUACUUUGUUUAGCAUUCUCAUGUUAUGCAUGUACAUAACUUAUCAAAAUUAUGCCUGGAUACAGCAAAUUGCUGCUUAUCAUGCCUGGUGUGCACUGCGGUGGCUCCCAUUUGCCAUUUUAUGCAACUAGUCACCAAAUCAUUUUCUUUUUCUGACAGUUUUGAUUAUUGUGUUUAUACUUAUUGCUUUAUGGAUUGGUGUGAAGUUACCGAUUGAAAAUGUCUGACCAGACUUAAUGGUAAUUUCAAUAGUAAUAUGGUAAUGCACAAGCACAUUUUGUCCAUCUCUUGGUGCAUCGGUGGCUCACUAACACGCUGGCAAUUGAUAGUUUGUGAAAUUGUUGCUCCUGCUAAAUUUACGAAAUGGUUUGCCUGCGUGAUUAAGUGGCAUUGCAUUCUUUGGCUACAUACUUCCUGCUAUUGUAAUUUUUUGCAGUGCUUUUUUUUUUUUUUUUUUUUACUGUUUACUCUAGCUGCUGACAAGAUUUUGCCAAGCAGAAGUGCCCUUGUCUGCAAAUUAAUCUUUCAAAUUUGGUUGUUACCCAGAAACUAUGUGUAAUUAAGUGGCAUGUGCUUAAGAAGCAUUGUCAUACCUUAAAGGGGCUCUGCAACACCUUUGCUUAAAGAAAUAUUGACAACACACAGGAGUAAGUGUGAUACCCUUCAAUGAAUAUAUUCCCGCAAAAACUUUUGAAAAGGGCCUAAUGAUGGAGAUAUAAAGAGCACAAUGUUUACUUUAUUCGUGUGUCCUCAACAUGUUUCCUCCCAGCUGGGAUGGUGCUGAUAGCAGUGCCACGCUUAUCGCUCCUUUCAUACUUUCCGAGGCGUUGUUUUGGUAACGCCUUAAGGUCUGACAAAGAUUACAGAUAGCGACAAAGGAGCGAUGACAUGACAAGUAGAACACGUUGACAACCGAUUUUUUUCCCCCUAUUGCUUGAAGAUCGGAGGGCUCUGUAUUCGUGCGCAAGCUUUCAAUCGAUAGUAACACGUGAUCAUGAACAAUUGCCCAGCGCAUGGUGUCUAUGGGCUGCUGUGUGGGUGUAUGUAAGCAUAAGUGGGGCAUAAUAGAUAGGACUUCAAAAGCCACCCGAGAGAGUGAGUGUUCUUCUAUGCAAGAUUGUGGGCUCCCUGCUUCAUGCAACGAAACAAUAAUUGGCCCACAUGUUCAUGGCUGUAUAAUUUAUAGAUUGCACCGUGUUCGAAAGAUGUUGUAUUGCCCCUUCGACAAUAAAUCUGCCAAUAAACCAAUACGGUCUGAGUCACUGACUUUAGGAGAGCGCAGGUGAAUUGAAAGAAAGCUGCAAAGACUACAUGCAAUUAGUAGAAAUUAAAUCCAUUACACUUGAAAUUAUUAUUUGUUGUAUGACUCAUGUGCAGUGAUUAUUUGUUAGUUGACUCAUGUGCAGUGCUGUACGUGUAUGCCUUAUGGUUGAUGCCCACUCGUAUUUACAUAAUUGCUAAAGGAUGCAGCAUUAAGAGUUCUACACCACAGCUAAAAUGCUAACUUAUUCCAUAGCCAUGAGUUAGUGAUGAAUAUGAGCAUGAAUGUGAGUGUCGGCGAGGGUGGAGUUCUGCUCAAUUUUGCUAGACGUGGGAUAGCUCCAUUGCUGAUUGUCAGCCAUCAGGGGAACAAUGGUAGGUGUCUUCUUGAGUUUAUCAUAAACUAGGAAUUCUUUUUUUUCUUUUCUUGUGGGUCUUCUUUUGCAGCCUCAUGUGGUGCAUCAGGUAAAUGCCAAACUUUCAUUCUGUGGAUAUACCACUAUCUUGUAAAUCUCAGCAGAAUUAAAUUGCCUAACCUUGAAGCUUGCUUUUUGACAUUUACUUUCUUUCUUUAGUAGUUUUCUUGUAGUCAUGUUGUACAACUACUGCUUGUGUAAGUAGUAUCACUUUGAGCAUUUGCUACUUGGCUAAACAACUGCUUCCGCUGGUUUAACCAAGUAUGUGAUUAAUGAAAUUUUGGGUUGGCACGCACCCAAUUCCUACCAGUGUUGCUUUCAGACUAUGUGACGAGUAGAUAAAAUCUGGUGAUGUCCAUGGGCGCUGAGUGUGCCAUGCUGGUUAUUAUUCAAUACGACGUUGUGCCUAUUCGUGAAUCUACAUACAUUUAAUGUCUUCAUUACAAUGUGUUGGUGUGGCUGCUCCACGUUGCUGUUGCACCUGCUAUCUUUACAGAAAAGACUGUGCUGUGCGCGGCGGUGGAAAACUUGUCGCAACAUGUUGCGCUGACUUUUCUUCCUCCAUGGCUGCAUGUUAUUUAACAAAUUGCUGUGCCUGCAACAUCUUGCUGAUUUUCGCAAAAAUGAGACUAAAAUAUUUUGAGGCAAAGGCUGGAUUCAAAUAGUUACAAUUGACACUUUAAACAGGAAAUGGCAUGCAACUGUGUUUAGGAUCCUUCUCACCCUAUUCGCACAAUUCGCAUGUUCAACAAGAGAUUGGCUUCUUUUGUUGCUACUUAAUGCUGUGGCUACUUAUACCUAGUGAAUGUGCGAUGCAUGUAUUUGUGUUCACAUGUAUCUGCAUAAAUAUGAGUUUUCUUUGGUAUUAUGUGUAGUCUCAUAGUGUGUGCAAGAGAUGGAAGCAAAGGCACUUGGAUCACUUGGUGUUUAUC
Messenger RNA from Dermacentor silvarum, 4775 nucleotides. RefSeq lists its product as uncharacterized. The record is from RefSeq and is a predicted model, not a curated record. Bases 235 to 1476 code for a protein of 413 amino acids. NCBI's taxonomy places the organism in Eukaryota, Metazoa, Arthropoda, Arachnida, Ixodida, Ixodidae. The transcript is spliced from 13 exons.